Molecule: messenger RNA, 3440 nt
Organism: Psylliodes chrysocephalus
Lineage: Eukaryota; Metazoa; Arthropoda; Insecta; Coleoptera; Chrysomelidae
Source: the annotation of a GenBank genome assembly
UGACAUACAAUCUACAUUUUAAGGUUAAGUUUAAUGUUUAUAUUUUUUAAAAAGAGAUCUAUUAAGGAUCUGUUACAUCAAUAAUUAUUUAAUUCUUAUUUUAUAAUGAAAACUGUUUUUAUGGUAGCCGAGAAGCCGUCCUUGGCGGCUUCUCUUGCCAGCAUACUAAGUAAUGGAAAAAAUUCUUCUCGUAAAGGAUUUAAUGGAGCUUGCUCGGUACAUGAGUGGAUUGGUGUCUUUAUAAACGCACCAAGCAAGUUUAAAAUGACCUCUGUAUGUGGUCAUGUAUUAGGAGUAGAUUUUAUUAGCAAAUAUAAUAAUUGGGACAGAGUGGAUCCUGUAGAACUAUUUUCUUGCUCUAUCGAAAAGAAAGAAGCUACACCCAAGUUAAAAAUGCCUGCUUUUUUGGCCCAAGAAGCUAAAGGAGCUGACCAUGUGGUACUAUGGUUAGAUUGUGAUAAAGAAGGGGAAAAUAUUUGUUUUGAGGUGAUGGGGGCUGUCGCUGGUAGUGUGUUAGGGGAUAUUAAUUCACCUACUGUUACUUAUAGAGCUAGAUUUUCAGCCAUAACUGAUAAAGAUAUUAAAGCAGCUUUUAAUAAUCUAGGUCAUCCAAAUGAGAAUGAAGCUAAAAGUGUUGAUGCUAGACAAGAACUGGAUUUAAGAAUUGGUUGUGCUUUCACCAGGUUUCAAACCAAGUUUUUCCAAGGAAGAUAUGGAGAUUUAGAUUCUACUCUUAUUUCAUAUGGCCCUUGUCAAACACCUACACUAGGUUUUUGUGUUCAACGUCAUGAUGAUAUUCAAACCUUUAAACCUGAAGCUUAUUGGUGUAUUCAAGUUACACUGACAACCAAGGAUGGACAAGAAGUGUAUUUGGACUGGGGCAGAGUUAGAUGUUUUGAUAAAGAAAUUGCAAAUGUGUUCCUGCAGAUGGUUAAAGAUCAAAGAGAAGCAAAGUUAGUAAGUGUCACUUCAAAGGAAAAAGUAAAAGCUAGGCCCCCAGCUUUAAACACAGUUGAACUGAUGAGAGUUGCUAGUUCUGGUUUGGGAAUGGGACCCCACCAUGCCAUGCAAAUAGCUGAAAAGCUAUAUACUCAAGGGUAUAUAAGUUACCCUAGGACAGAGACAACCAAAUAUCCUGAGAAUUUUGACCUGUUAGGCACAUUGCAGCAGCAGCAAAAUAGUUCCGAAUGGGGUAGUGACGUUAAAGAAAUUUUAAAAAAUGGCUUACAUAGACCAAAAUCAGGUCAUGAUGCAGGUGACCAUCCACCUAUAACACCUAUGAAAGCUGCUUCAAGAAAUGACUUUGAUGGAGAUUCUUGGAAAAUAUAUGACUACAUAACAAGACAUUUUAUUGGAACUCUAGCUAAAGAUUGUAGAUAUCUUAUCACCACAGCUGCAUUUAUAAUAAACAAUGAAGAGUUCUCUGUAUCUGGUAAAACUUUGAUAGAACCUGGAUUUACAACAAUAAUGCCUUGGCAGGCAAUUGGUAAAAAUGAAAUUUUACCUGACUUCACUGCAAAUGAAAUGUUACCAAUAAAAGAAGCAAGAUUAACUGAACAUCAAACCCAACCACCCGAUUACUUAACAGAAGCAGAAUUAAUUACUUUAAUGGAGAAACAUGGAAUAGGCACUGAUGCUUCCAUUCCUGUGCACAUUAAUAACAUAUGCCAAAGAAACUAUGUUUCAGUAAUAAGUGGAAGAAAAUUAAAGCCUACUUCUCUUGGUAUUGUUCUUGUUCAUGGAUACCAAAAAAUUGAUGAAGAACUGGUACUCCCAACUAUGAGAUCUGCUGUAGAAGAACAACUAAACCUCAUAGCUGCCGGGAAAGCGAAUUUUCAUGAUGUUCUAAAACAUACAACUGAAAUAUUUAAACUCAAAUUUCAGUAUUUUGUGAAACAUAUCGAUUCUAUGGAUCAAUUAUUUGAAGUAACAUUUUCUCCUUUAAGUGCAUCUGGAAAAGCCCAUUCAAGGUGUGGCAAAUGUCGAAGGUACAUGAAAUACAUUCAGGCUAAACCUGCUAGACUGCAUUGUCCACAGUGUGAUGAAACCUAUAGUUUACCACAAAAUGGUACAAUUAAGUUGUUUAAAGAACUUAAAUGUCCUCUAGAUGAUUUUGAAUUAUUAUGUUGGACUAUGGGUAAUAAAGGAAAAAGUUUCGUGUUCUGUCCAUAUUGUUAUAACAAUCCUCCAUUUAAAGAUAUGAGGAAAGGUAAUGGUUGUAACUCAUGUUCCCACCCAACUUGUCAAUAUAGUUUAAUUGCGAAUGGAGUUAUAAGUUGUGCAGAAUGUGAAUUUGGAGUUUUGGUUCUAGAUCCAUCUUCAGGACCAAAAUGGAAGUUAGGUUGUAAUAGAUGCGACACCAUUAUCAACCUCUUCAGCGACGCACAAAAAGUCACUAUAUUGGAUGACAAUUGUGACUGUGGCGCCCAGCUGGUCCAUGUAGAAUACAAAUUGGAGAAGAAUAAACUUCAGGGUUCGACUGAAGCGAAAGGCUGCGCUUUUUGUAGCACCGAGUUUGCGAAAUUAGUAGAUAGGCCAAAAGUUGCUGUAACUUCGCGACCGAGGUUAUUUAGGGGCGGUAAAGCUGCAGCUGCUACUGUUGGGAGGGGCAGGGGAGGUAGAGGAGGCAGGGGAAGGCCUCCUAAAGAUAAAAUGUCACAGUUAGCUGCUUAUUUUGUAUAAUAAUUGUGCUAAAAUAGGGAUAUUUAAUUGCUCAUAGAAGAUUGACGGUUUUUCUUUUACAUUAUUUUAUUUUUUAUUUCGUUGCACAUAUACAGGGUAUCUGAAAGUAUUUCAAAUAUCCUCUUUAUCAAGAAUUGAUUUUAGUUUAACAAGAGCUUUAAAAGUAUAAUUUAUGUAUCUUUUAUAAAACCAGUGAAAUUAGGUAAACAUUAUUAAUUACAUAAAAAAUUAUAAUGCAUGGGAAUGAAACAUUUUACAAAAGUUAAAAUAUUUUUUCUACGACUGCUAGACAACACUACACAUUUCUUAUAGCUUACUUGCAGUUAACGUUAUUAAUUUCUCACAUAGUGAAAAAUUACUUCUUAAAUAAACUUCAAAAUACCUAGAUAAUAAAUAUAAUUUAACAGUUACUUCAGUCUUUUAAGUGGUCACAGACUGUCAAAUUUAAUAUCAUUGUCUUUUGUAUGUGUCAGUUUAAAAAAGUAUCUAAAAUAUGCAAGUAGUGUUAAAAAAACUGUUUAACCGUUUAGGUCACUUUUUUUUCUUAUUUCAUAUAUUUAUAUAAUAAAUAUUAAUCAGUCGUAGGAAAAGUAAAGUGUGCAACAUGUUUGAAAAUUAUUUUUCUGUUUGCUUUAAUUGUGACAUAUGAAUCGUCAGGUCGUUUUUCUCAUUUGUUGCACAAAACACUAUUAACGAUAACAAUUAACAAAGUAUGUUGUUAAUAUUUAAUAUUUUAACGAAAAGAAACUUUGUCAGCC